Messenger RNA from Solanum tuberosum (potato), 454 nucleotides. RefSeq names its product cold and drought-regulated protein CORA-like. The record is from RefSeq and is a predicted model, not a curated record. The transcript has 3 exons. NCBI's taxonomy places the organism in Eukaryota, Viridiplantae, Streptophyta, Magnoliopsida, Solanales, Solanaceae. The coding region runs from base 80 to 454 and encodes 124 amino acids.
UAUUCACUAAUUUCCUCAUCCUUUUUCACUCUAAAUUAUCACAACCUAAAUAUAGUAAGUUAUCAAGUAAGAAAAAAAAAUGGGAUUAAAGGCUUUUAUACUUCUAAGCCUUGUUUUGGCUAUUUUUGCAAUUGUAACCUCAGAUGUUGCAGCUAGGGAAUUGGCUGAGAGCUCCACUACUACUGUGGAAAAUACAAAGAAAUCUGAGAAGAAAAAUGAGGUAAAUGAUGCUAAAUAUCCUGGAGGAGGUUAUGGAGGAGGAGGAUACCCUGGUGGUGGUCGCGGAGGUUAUGGAGGGUAUCCUGGUGGUGGUGGUGGUCGUGGAGGUUAUGGAGGGUAUCCUGGUGGUGGUGGUGGUCGUGGAGGUUAUGGAGGGUAUCCUGGUGGUGGUGGUGGUCGUGGAGGUUAUGGAGGGUAUCCUGGUGGUGGUGGUGGUCGUGGAGGUUAUACUUAA